This is a messenger RNA of Capsella rubella, 3087 nucleotides long. RefSeq names its product probable disease resistance protein RF45. Gene Ontology annotation, molecular function: ADP binding. The transcript is spliced from 6 exons. NCBI's taxonomy places the organism in Eukaryota, Viridiplantae, Streptophyta, Magnoliopsida, Brassicales, Brassicaceae. Gene Ontology annotation, biological process: defense response to other organism. Bases 109 to 2796 code for a protein of 895 amino acids. The record is from RefSeq and is a predicted model, not a curated record.
AAAACAAAAUAUCAGAAAGAAGGGAAAUUAAGUCUUGAAAACAUAAAGGUAGUUCUUCCUUAGGAUGAGCUAAAGAGCUAAAAUCUCUCUUCUUCAAAAGGAGGCACUAUGGCUACGGAGCUUCUGUCAUUUGGAAUACAAAAUCUUUGGAACCUACUGAGCCAUGAACACAAACAAUUUCAGGGAGUUGAAGAUCAAGUUGAUGAACUAAAAACUGAUCUAGGCAGAUUAAAGUCAUUUAUGCAAGACGCAGAGGCUAAAAAGCAUACAAGUGCGAGGGUGAAGAACUGUGUGGAAGUGAUCAAGGAAAUCAUUUUUGACGCGGAAGAUAUACUUGAAACUUUUAUCCUAAAAGACCAACUCCAAAAAAGUGGUGGCAUCAAGGAGCGUAUGAGAAGACUUGCUUGCAUCAUUCCUGAACGCAGGGAAAUCGCAUUAGAAAUUGGAAGCUUAAGUAAUAGGAUCUCUAAGGUGAUUCGUGAUAUGGAAACUCAAGGAGUACAACAGAUUAUUGGCGACAUGAGGGAUCCAGAACCUCUUCCUGAAAGAAAAGAAUUCGCUAGACAGGAAAAAAGCAAUCUUGUGGGGCUGGAAGAAAACGUAGAGAAGUUGGUUGGAUAUUUGGUGGAGGAAGAUGAUGAUCCAAUUGUUCUAGUGACCGGGAUGGGUGGUCUUGGGAAAACCACCCUUGCUAGACAAGCUUUUCAUCACGACAAGGUUAGGGAGAAGUUUGAUAGACUUGUGUGGGUAUGUGUUUCACAAGUUUGUGAUCGGAAGAAUGUGUGGCAAAAUAUCUUGCAAAGUUUCAGAACCAAAGCAGAAGAAAACGAAAUCAUGCAGAUGAAAGAAGAAAGACUCCAAGAUGAACUCUCUAGAUUGUUGGAAACAUCAAAAUCAUUAAUUGUCAUUGAUGACAUAUGGAAAGAAGAAGAUUGGAACCUAAUCAAGCCAAUAUUUCCACACAAAAAAGGUUGGAAAGUGCUACUUACUUCACGAAAUGAAAGAGUCGCUGGACGUGAAGAACCAUUUAUCAACUUCAAACCAGAAUGCCUAUCUGAUGAAGACAGUUGGACACUUUUCCAAAGAAUAGCGAUGCCAAUGAAAAAUGCAUCCGAACCGAAGAAAGUUGCUAAGGAAAUGGAAGAGAUGGGUAGACGAAUGCUUAAACAUUGUGGGGGAUUGCCUUUGGCUGUCAGGGUGUUAGGAGGAUUGUUGGCUGAAAAUUACACAGAACUCUACUGGGAACGAGUAUCUAAGAAUAUUGAAUCUCAUCUCGUUGGAAGAGCCAAUGACGGCAACAACAAUUUAUUGAACCGUGUAUUGUCUCUGAGCUUUGAAGAGCUGCCUAGUCAUUUAAAGUAUUGCUUCCUCUACUUGGCCCAUUUUCCAGAAGAUUACGAAAUAAGUAUCGAAAAAUUGCACUAUUACUGGGCUGCAGAAGGAAUAAUCAAGUAUACCAAUGGAGAGAGCAUUAGAGAUGUUGGAGAUAGCUACAUAGAAGAAUUGGUAAAGAGAAAUAUGGUUAUAUCUGAAAGAGUCAGUACCACUUGGAGAUUUGAAGAAUGCCGUUUGCAUGACUUGAUGAGAGAUCUUUGUUUGUCAAAAGCAAAAGAAGAGAACUUCCUACAAAUUGUCGGUAACAGCUCCCCGUCUGUUAGUACAUCUCGGAGAUUUGUCUCACAUGAACCGUCUGCAUUACAUGUUGAGAGAGAGAGAAAUAAUUCAAAGGUUCGAUCUCUCAUUGUUCUCAAGAAGUAUUUGACGAAAUACGGUUGUAAAGUUUCCUGUGUAAGCUUUACAAGGUUACAAGUGCUGAGAGUAUUACAUCUCCCUAGAGUCACUUUCAAAGGAAGGAAGUUACCUUCUGGCAUUGGAAAGCUCAUCCACUUAAGAUAUCUGAGCUUAGAAGGUGCGGACAUAUCUUAUCUACCCUCUUCUAUAGGAAAUCUAAAGUUGCUGAUCUAUCUAAAUUUAGAUGUGUUUAGAAGUCCUAUAUUUGUGCCUAAUGUCUUGAAGGGGAUGAAAGAAUUGAGAUACCUUAGAUUACCAUAUGCUAUGCAUAUGAAGACAAAGUUGGAAUUGAGCCAUCUAGUAAACUUGGAGAUCUUGACUAAUAUCUCAACAGAGAAUUGCAGUUUAGAGGAUCUUUGUGGUAUGACCAUGUUGAGGAUUCUUCAAAUCAGAUUAACUGGUGAGAGCAGUUUAGUAACCCUAUCUGCAUCGAUAGGUGGAGCUAGACACCUGGAAACUCUUGAUAUAAGACUUAGCGGGGCUGCUAAGGGGACGAAAGAAUGGAGAAGUCUAUUCGAAUUCCUUAAUCUCCAACAGCUGAAUUUGGUGAUAAAUAUUCCAUUGUUAUCUGAUGAAUUACAAUUUCCUUCAAGCCUUACAACCCUAUUUCUAGAGGGGUGUCGUUUGGAGGAGGAUCCGAUGCCCAUUCUAGAGAAGUUUGGUAAAUUGAAAAUUGUUCGUUUGCAUGGAAAUUCUUUCUGUGUGAGGAGAAUGGUUUGCUCUAGGGGUGGGUUCCCUCAGUUGCAGUCACUACAUUUUUUUGAAUUAGAUGAGUGGGAAGAAUGGAUAGUAGAAGAAGGCUCCAUGCCCCUUCUCAAUUCUCUUGAGAUUUGGUUUUGCAAGAAACUAAAGGAGAUUCCUGAUGAUGUGCUGCGAUCCUUAAAGGAUCUGAGUUUUUAUGAUAUGGGAGAGGAUUGUAAGAAUAGAUGGUCGGAAGGAGGAGCAGAUUAUUACAAAGUCAAACACAUCCCUUCUGUGUACAUGUAUAACCAACUCAAUGAAUGAAUUCUGGAACUAGCAGAUUAUGAUGGUUUUCAGUUUCAUCAACUGGAUGAAGCCCUUGAAGCCGACCAUGAUCUGAACUGAAUCUCGUACCAACUCGGGCACCAGCGAAUCAACCGAAUAAUAAACGAGACUAUGUUAUGCUUUGUGGUUUGGAUCAAAACUGUUUUUUUUUUUUUAAAGUUGUAUGUUUUAUGUUUGCUGGUUUGAGUAUUGAAUGAUACACUUAUCUAAACCUUGUGUGUUGCUGUAUAAUGAAACCUUGUGGUUUGUAUCAAAACUGUUUCUUUUUUA